Megachile rotundata (alfalfa leafcutting bee) is the source of this 21113-nucleotide messenger RNA. RefSeq names its product Protostome-specific GEF (gene PsGEF). Gene Ontology annotation, cellular component: plasma membrane; nucleus. Gene Ontology annotation, molecular function: protein binding. NCBI's taxonomy places the organism in Eukaryota, Metazoa, Arthropoda, Insecta, Hymenoptera, Megachilidae. The record is from RefSeq and is a predicted model, not a curated record.
AAAACGAUGGAAUCUGGCUCGGAAGAUAAAAUAGCUGGAGGCGAUAAAAUAGCUGGAGCUUCGUUUUUGGUGUUCCAGUCGCGAUGAGACGGACGCGUGCGUCGCGACGCGGUGACACGUACACGUCGUGUGUCGCGCGUCCCCCAAGGAAAAUUAUGAGCCGAGCCUGGACACUCUAUCCUGUCUUUGUCAUCCUCUUUCUGUUCUCGCGAAUCACCCUGUCUACGAGACAUUUCGUGCUCGCUUUUGUCCUCUCGUUCUUCUUAUACCUCUUUGCUCGCGACCCGACGACGGUCGCUCGCGAUGGAACUUAAGAAUGAAUUCCAGAUCCUUUGAGCGCAAGAUUUUUCUUGGUAUUCCAGUUUCGUGGCGCUCGGCAAGAAACGAUUCGGGAAGUCUGUUUCUUCGACGAGCGUCUCUAUCUUUUUGAUCGUGUUGCUUGGAUUUAUUGUGGCUAUAUGUAUAGGGAGCACGAUCAACUAUGCAUUCCGAAAAAAGAGUUCGCGUUGAAUUGACUUUUCAGGGAACAAGUUGAUUUCGAGAAUUUAGGAAGAGAAGGUCACGAGAAACCUUGGCAUGCGUCGAGACCGAUCACUGUCCAACGUUCCGUGACGCGAACAGGCCUCCACCGAAACCACAGAUGCACUUUCGACUUUCGACCACCGUGACAGUGAUCGUUGCUUGACAAACCCUGAAAUAGCUUCCAUAUGCGUAGCCCUAGGGAAACAGUCUUCAAAGUAUUUUCCAUACAUUUCCACAUAUUCUUGAUCGCCCUUUUCCUUCUCCAUGCUCUGUCGCGUGUCCUCCUACCGAUGCACCUUCAACUUUUGCGACGCGAUCAACUCAUUCUUCCUUGUAUGAAUAUGCUGAAACGUUUCAUGAUAGCUAAGUAAGUACGAUAUCUACUUACUAUGUUUUUCCACGGUAGAAAGGGUUCUUUAAUGGUAAGCGACUUAUUUAAAACUAUUAACUAUUUAGCAGCGAGUCUUUUAUCUUUUUUUUUAGCGAGUUUUUUUCAAAGAAACAUUGUAAUUACGAAGGAUUUAUUUCGUCUAAACGAAUAAAUAAAAAUAGAGAAGAUAUCAGGAAUUUUGAGCGGAAACUCAUUCGCCACCGUUUUCCGAAGAUGCUGUUUCUUUCUCCGACAUUCUUUCGGUCGUUCGUAAACGUGACUGUCGAUUUUCUACAGAAUCUACGGUCGAUUUACUCCGUGUACUCUGCGUUCGACACUAUAUUAAAUUCGUUUUUGCUGCUUUGUGAUCUUUAACUGCGAGUCAUGUUCGAAAGUAGCUCUUGGAAAUAAAGCGUUUCUAUCGCUGGAUAAAGUCGACUUAUUCGAAUAUUUUAUAAUAUACGCGAUCAGUAGAAAAUAAAUGACACAAAAGUUAUAACAAUAAAAAUGGUAUGCUUUCUUGCAAAAAUUUCUAUUCGUCCGAAAGUUUGGUCCUUAACGGAUAGAACUUGUAUCGCGAUCUGUCGUUUGCAGGAAGUUGCUUUUUCAGUAGGAGAAUCGAUUUUCACACCGUGUCCCGGACAAAAAGCUCGUGAAUUUACGAUAAUUACCUAACGACCAACUUCCGAAUUCUUCUUUCGAAUUUGCCUGUUGUCGGUCGUAUAAGCAUCAGCGUCGAAGGGUGGCAAGCUACGACGCUUAAUGUUCCGUGACGCCUUAAAUCUAACCGUAGAAGGAGACUCUCGUCGCGUAUGUAUCGUGAACAGGGUGACCAGACUAGGGAAAGCCGAAACGUAACUCGUAGACGGCUAGUGGUCAUCGACCACCGUGAAGACAUUCGAUUACGAACGAUGAAAGGAGAUUCGAGGGUUCGCUAAACGGCGCUACGAUCUUUCGACGAACGGACGGUUAAGUUCUCAUCGGCAAAGACGAAACGUUCUCCAACGUCUCUUCUGCGUAUACCUUCAGUUGCUCGAUGUUUCAAGUUGGCGAGAGAGCGAACAUAUCGCUUUUAAAGAAUUUAAAGUUGGCCGAUCGUUCCGGAAUGCAUAGCGAUCGUAAGAAUAUCUUUUCAGCAGCGUAAAUUAGUACUUUUUCUCGAGCGUGCAUGCACGCGGAUACAUCCAAUACCAAAGUCGCGAACAAUAAUCGCGCGGCUACGUAAUAACACGGGCAGGAUAAAUACCGGUGAUAAGAACAUGUAAUUAGGUGGGUGGAUCGAAGUCAAAAGGGGUCUAUGAGUUCUCGCGUUAGCCGGUACGUUGUACGUCCCCUCUCCUACGUUGAUCAGGGUGGUCAACCCUUCGCACACGUUACAAUGAGCAACGUAAUGCAACGUGGAAUAGCAUGAAUGCAUAAUUUGAUUGAAAUCGGUGCGCGGCGGCAGGCCAACAAUGACGAAGUCCGAGGGGGUGGGCACGCCGCGUACGGACUUCACGCUCCGUUAAUCGGGCGCUAAUUUUUCGAACCCUUUCGUUACGUCGUGGUAGGUGGACGUUGGUUGCGUAGACAUCUAAAACCUUUUCUUCGUUUUAGGAAAAAAUCGUUUCCGAAAUCGAAUUCUCCGUCAUGUCGCGUUAAUAUUUCGAGAAUACGGUAUUGUCGUUUUUAGCGAAAAUAAAGUCCGUUUACGGAAAGAAAAGCGUGAAAUUACGAUGAGAAGAAGCGAGUUACGAAUCGCAACGACGAAUCGUGUUCGCGUUAAGAAACAAGCCCGACGACAGACCACGGGCCAAGGGGUAUCCCGUGUAAAAUUAUCUUCCUUCGGUCGUCGGAGAAGCGAGCAAGAAAAGUGGGAGAGACGGUAGAAAGAAUGAGAAGAACGAUCGAAGCAGCGGGUUUUCCACCCGCUUCGGUGACGCUUCCUCCGCCUAAUUGGCACGAAUGACGCACGACCCUUGUAAUUGCUCGAACGAAGCGAAGUAACCGAAGGAUGAUAUGUUUCUUCCUCCCGUGAACUGCGUCCGAGUUUUCCUCGUUUUUCUUCGAAACGGUCGUCGUUGACGAAUCACGUGUUUUCUCUCGUUUCGUCAACUUUAACGUUCCGAGAUCAUUCGGACUUCACUGAUUUAAUCGACGCGUCGAAACUUAUUUCGAUCGCCAGACACGAUCCGUUCGCCUCUAAUGGUUCGCCAUAUGGCUGGGACAAACGAGACGUUGCGAAAUCAUUGCCCUUCAUUUUUUAAGCGAGUCGAUCGAUCGCGAGUGUUCUAUGGAGUCAUCGUUUUCAAUGUAACCAGUGGUUUCUUUUUGUUAUGCUCCUCGGUUCGAAUAAAUUGUUCUCCGGUGACUGGAUGUAUUUUUUAUAAAUCGUACAAAGUGCUUUGCUUUCGAGUGCAAUCGUAUUAAAUUAAAGUAGAUCGUCGUUUCGAUUAAACGUGUAUCGAAGUAACGCGAAUGUAGUUGCCGUAAAUUGUAAUUGUAAAGAAGCGUUCGCGGAACGCUGCAAAUUCAACUGUUUCCAGAAUUGCCUCGAAGGGAAGAAGAAAACGGUAACGCCUGUGCGCGAUCGUGUACUGGGAUAAAGCGAUACAACGACGAUGAAUAGCUAAAAUGACAAUGACAGGCUUGAUUCGAGAACGAGGGCUCAUUAUCGAGUCCUUGAUUCUUCUGCUGGUUGGACCUCCCGUCGCGAACACGGACUAUUUUCUUCGUCUGCCUUUCCACGCGUUUCUUUCCUUUCUUCCUACCCUUCGUACGCUCCUCUACAAAUUCCUUUUCCGCGUUCUAUCGCUUUUAAUCCGACGUUGACGUUUGAAAACGAAUAUCGAACAUACUGGUAAAUAAAUUAGGUAACUCGACGUGCAUUUCAGUUAUUCCCACGCGAUUAGGCUACUAUUUUCUGACCCGUUUUCACGCGUCCUUCCAUCAAUCCUCCUCCACGAUAUCUUCGGCUCACUGCCACCGCCGACUCUUGGCAGUUACCCAGUUGGGGGUGAAAUAUAUAUUACCAAACGCUUGCUGCCCUCGUAAACUACGCCUAAUAUACUUUGAAUCGAACGGAAAUCGAGGUCUAGGAACGCGUCGUUUCCGAAGUUUUACGAAUCGAGAAACGUAAUAGGUGCGGUCAUUACUUAAGAUAUUAGUUAUUUAGAAAACGAAGAAUAUUGUUCGAGUUAACGAAGCGAUUGAAUAAGGUAUUAAUACCUAUUCGGUCGUUUAGGCGUUAAAAAAGGAGUAGCGAGAGUUAAGAAAAAGAGAGAACUACUCUGGACGAGCUGCAAGUUCUUCGUCUUUUUCGACGUCAACGAGGCUCUGAUUUACUUCCGUUCAGCCAGCGAACCUCGAAUAGAACCGUAAUAGCUUUUGGCAGUACAAUCAAAGGUUUUUGCUUUUCUUGUUUAUUCGUGAGGUGAUACGGUUCGCGGCACUUCUCCCAGUCCAGCUUUAUUUUCGUAACGGAAGCGGGAUCGUCGUGUUCGUAAGUCGAGAAGAAGCUCCCAUGGGAGGUAGCUUUGCUAACCGUCUCCUUCGAUAUGUCCCAUCACAGAAAGAGAUAGGCGUACUCGAGCACGUGUGCCAUUCGACGAACCGCGUACUUUUUUCUAUCUUUUCCAUGAAUCGAUAUUCCUCUGGAUAGCUAUGCAAAUGUUGGGAGGAAAUACUUUUCGAUAAUUUUAUUUCCUUUAUUUAUUAAUAGUCGAAAUUAUAGCUUACAUUUACACGAUUACAAUUAACGACAUAGAAGAUUUACAAAGAGUGAACGGAUUAACGAGUUAAAAAAUGUUUGCUACACGUUAAACAGAAUACGUACGACGUUUCCCUGACAAUUAUCGAAGCGUUCACGGCAAUACACUUUGAGCAGCACCUGUGUCCAAAGGUGCGAUAAUGAUCAAAGUGCUCGAGUUUCUCGAGUGAUUUUUGAAAAUUAGUCCUGUAGGUUGACUUUGAAAGGAUCCUUUGAUUCGCAACCCUUUCAUCGCGAAUACAACGUACAGACUCUCGUGUAACGUGAAAAGCCUGAAGAGGGGUCGAUAAUAUCUUCGAGUCUGGGACAGUAUUUGAAAACAACCCCUUCGUGAACGAUCUCUCGAAUCUCUCCGGGAAAGCCUGCUUGCUGCUUUUGUGGCUACCGAGAUGUACGUACGUUCGAAACCGUUUCGUCGAUAAAUUCUUUUUCUGAAAUUAGGGUCCACGGAUGUUAAAAGGGGAGGCCGAACCCCUUUCGAUCCUCGAAAUAUCCCUUGUGAAUAACCGAGGAACGAAUCUUCCAUUCUUUCCGAUCGAAUUCGCGAGGCAAUUUUUCGAUUAAUGGUGACCCGAUGAUAUCUAGAAAUCUCGAUCUCGAGCACCGUAUUUUUACAGAUUCGGCGUGCAAGAAAUUCAAAACGAAAGCGACCAACGAUGCUCUGCUCAUUCUACGGAAUAGUUAAUUCGCUAAUCGUUUCUCUACAGGGUUACGAUCGCGUGGCUUUACCGCAAAAUGUCGACAAUUUUUUUGAAAAACUAAGUCUCCCGCUGGAUUAUGUGUCACGUUUUGUGCUCACGAAUACCCGUCACCCUUCAAUCGCGAUUAAUUUGAUCGAUAAAAAGCUUGCAGCCAGCACACCUCGCACGAAAUUCUAAUCUCUCGAUCGAAACAGACGUCUCUACCCUCUACAGCUUUGACUUCGGUUCUCCGCCCAAAUGCGUUUAAUCGAAGUGUCAUUUAAUUAACUUUUAUAACGCCGAUAAAACAAAUAAGGUACAAAGAAGGAGAACGUUUACGAAAAUAUCGGACGUUGCUCGUGUCGACCACAGGUAUUUCUUUAUGAAAUUUCGUCGGAUAAUAGCGUGAAUCGUUCGCGCAACUAGACGAUGCCGAGCAUAAAUUAGGAUCGAUCGGCGUUGUUGCAGUCACGAAGGAUUAACGAGGUUACUACUGGAACGAAGCAUGAAUCAGGAUUACCACCUGCCAGGAUUUAUGAUCUUGCGCGCUGUUCCGUCAAGCGUUACUUUUCGCCAACGGGACAGAACCGAAAUCAAGUAUACAAAUAUACAGUUUCAUCGGCGGUCGACUACUGCUCAAAUGCACAGUUAUCGCACUGUGAAUUCGGUUAAAUCGUUUUGAAAAUGUUUUUAUUGUUUUGCUUGACUGACCAGAGAGUAAAAUCAUAUUUUUACAUGGAUCGAUUCGAUUAUCGAAGGUGGAGCAGGGAAAAAGAAAAAUAUUACGGAGGAACGAGAAGGCGGCCGCUUUCUGAAAAAAGGGUCGGGUCGGCUUAACGGUUCAGAAAUAAAGCAACAAUACACGAUUAGGCCAUCGAGGGGAAUCCGUCUUCUACCUUGUACCGCGUUUCUAAUAAAUAUUUUUCCGCUUUUUCUUCCUUCAUUGUUUCCUUGUCAUCCUGACAUGUUUAUAUUCUGUGUUCCGUAAUUUCAUGGACUCGUGCGAAAUUCUACUAACUUUAAGUUACAAGUUACAAAUUAACUUAGCGCUAAUUUGAUCCCACACGAUCGAACAGAACAGAAAAAUUCACCCCUUAGUUUUGUAUAGGUCGAUACGAAUAAUUGUCUCGAUCGCUAAUAAUUCUUUACUGCAGCUGCUUUCAGUUUUGCUUUACGUUGCUCGUACAUUUAUUAUUCUUGCAGCUGCGUUAUUAAUUAUUCUUGAUUUUCGGCCGGUGUUUAGUCAACUCGACCACCACGUUCGUUGUCCCUUUCGUAAACGAGGCGAACGUAUUUAGUCGUUUUCGAGGGGGCGAUUCCGAGGGACGGUAAUAAAGAAAAUUGAAAAAGUUUGAAUCGACGUCGUUCAUGGAACGCGUUAUUCGUCGAUUUCUACGCGCGUUACAGAAAGAAAUAUUCUCAUAAAGACGUCAAUCAUAUUUUCAGCUUGCUCCGAGGCUAAGGGAGGAUUUCGAGGAACGAAUUGAAUCGGAUCACGGUCGGUUCAGGAACGAUAGUUUUUGGUAACGAGAAGGGCAAACAAGGACGUAUUUUGCGAAACCUUCUCGACAAAGGACGGAACGUCGUUUAGUAAACUGUUAGAUGGGUAGACGUGGGAAUUUAAAAAGUACAAUUUCGAAUAGUUCGACACCGAAAGGAGAAAAAAAGAAAGCAAAGUGGAAGAAAAUAGAGAAGCAACAUCUCCCUUCUAUGAAGCCCAAUCGCCUACCCACGAAAAAAGGAACUCGUCGAAUCGUUUCCAGUCCCGCGAUUUCGAACAAUCGACCGUCGCUUUAAUUUGGCGAACGCACCCUUCGUUUUCGUUUUAGAAAAAUUCGAGGAAAACUAGGGUGACGCGUCGGAACGCGUGUACUCGUGCAGUCUUCUCUUCGAGCCAGCGUCGUAGAAUAGGCGCGACAAAAAAAUUCUUCCUUUCCCCUGCUUUUUUUCGAUUCGAGCAACGAAAUCGUUAAGAAAAUGUUUUUUUACGCGUGACGCGAUGUCGAUGAAAAUGUUAGCUUUAUAACAUUAAUUGUAAAUAUUAUAUUUCCAGGUAUUUCCGAAAUUCCCGAAGAAUGUAACUUUACGAAAUCUAUACAGAUACGGAGGGUACGCUUCUUGUUCGUUCAUUAGUUAGUGAUCGGGUUCCGAGUAAGAGUCAAGAGGUUCCGUUGUCUUGGACUUUCUUUGUUCGAUCGUGGAGCGUUGCAUUAAAGAGCGCGGUAAAACGAUCUGCCUCUAAUUAUGAGCGAGGACAUGCGGGGCCUUGUGUUUGCAUCGAAAUUCGCCAGCAGCUAUGAAACCGCUCCAUUCUCCUGGAUCCCUGUUCGGGAUAUUCUUUCUUGCACGAUCCGCUGUUGCGCGCUAGCUCGUACGAGCACCUACGAACGCAGCUGUCCCGCAUCUCCGGGGUCGUGAAACGGUUCCGAUUUCGUUCCAACGUUCCUCCGCUUUUCUGUCCUUUUCCGCAUCGCGGAUUUUUCGCUUUCUUUCGUAGUCGCGACGGAACACUACGCUACCGCUACGUCCAUUAACGCCGGUUCGUCGACGAUGCGCUCCGUCGCAACGACCGAGCACAUUACAGUUUCUACUUUUGCGAAUGUCGGUUUUUCUUUUUUUAUCGGAACGACGUUCGAUCGACGAAACGAUAAAUUCGUCAAAGGAUCGAGAUCGUGCUCGAAACGUAAGUCGGAGCGAGGAAAUAUAGAAAGAGAGGUAACGCGUUCUUUCUUGGCACGUGCGGGGGAGUAUACAAAAGAAUCCGGUCUUUGCAUCGAGACCUCUGUACAACCGACAGACGAUUGUUUCUUUGAAAAGUAACGGUCGACAAAAUUAUUCGGUCCUCGAGAAAGAUCGCUCGUAGACAUUGUUGUUGCCGAUUAAUUGUCAAAUUCGUAUCAGAGAAUUUUUACUCGAGGGGAUAUUGCGAUCGAGGAAAGCAAAGUUUAGGUAACCGCGGCACGAUAGCAGCCAUUUCGCUUUAUUAAGUAAUUUCUUUUGACACGCUAAACGAAGCGGAUCGUUUUCGGAGUUGCGUGAACACGGCCCCGUUUGCGGUAUACCUCGGAAAUCGACUAUCCUGACCAGACAAGGAUUUCAACGUGGUCGGACGUAUACACGUGCCUCGGUCGAACAACGACGGAUCGAACCUUUUCUGUAGAGGAAACGACCGUGAGAUUAGGAAUCGCGCCAAAGGUCCGCCACUUUGACGCGGAUUCGAGGAAACUUUGUAAACAGUGCCGAACGGUUGGAUCUAGGAGGCUGGGUGACUGUCUCUUGGGUCUUUCGAUGGCUAGACUUUCUCUUUCCGCACGAACACAGAUGUAUUUUCAAGUAGCUCACUGAAACGUGCAUUGAAUUUUCUAGCCUAUACAGUGCACGGUACACGACGUUUCGAUACUAAUAUAUCAUUCGUGAUCUCGAGUGAUUUCCUUCCUCGUGUUGAGCAUAUGGUACCAUUUAUUUGGAUCAUGAUAUCGCGACGAACAUUUUUGAUGGAUCUUUAUCUUUAACUUACUUUCGAUAAGCCUCAUAUAAAUAUGUAUAAAAGAAACGAAAGGAAUCAUACGACUUAGCGAGUCGAUCGAAGCAGGGAGAACUCGUAGCUAUGUGUCACACCUAGUUUGCAUUUUGCAGGUUCUGCCCACCGAAUUGCGUACCAUGCCGGCAAACACGAUUUAUUACUAUUCGAAAGUUAAAAAUACGAAAAGGGAGUAUAACUCGACGAUAGUCCCGACUAAGAUUCAUUAGCCGGAUAUUCGGUUAACGAUAGGAGAAAAAUCGAUUGGCAAGCAUGGUACAGCGGGCAACGGAAAAGCGGGCGAAGCAAGGAACGAGGCAAGAAUCCGUCCUGUCCGUGACAGAGGAAAGAUCUUUUUUAUCGCAAAGAUCUUUGCCAGCGUCCGGCUAUCGGUGCCUAACAUUCCGAAGGCUAGCAAUCUCGAGAUCCCGAGACACCCAUCGUCACCCACCAGCGGAUCAUCGAGCGUCCACCUGGGGCGAGUGGAGUGGAGCUGGAGAGCAUAGUUUGAGUGGCUGGCGUGGUCAGGUCACGAUCGCUUCGGAGUGGGGGACAUAGGUAGAGAGUAUAGAGCAAGAGAGAGCCGGUCUCUCCUGUUUCGUAGCCUCACCUACGGACCCUUUCGUACAUAAGGCCCACGUUCUUACCCCACCACGUCAGUCGAGAAGCAGCCGUUCAAGUGCCACGUACCGACACCUCGGUACCGCGUUGCUGUGCCUUUUAUCGUGAAUCGCGUUUCAACCUUUCCUUCCAUUUUCUUUUCGAACGUGCGAUCGCGAUCGCGGAUUAUGUGCCGUCAAGUUCUGAACUGUGCCUUCAUAACUCGUGACUGACAUCGACAGAUCCUGUAUUUUGGAUGUACCAACUGAAAUCUUCUGGUUCAAGGACACGCGCGGUGAGUAGAGCCUGUUUUUCUCUCGACUCCGGCUCUCGAUCCCUUUCAGCUUUCGGCUUUUGCCGAAGGUUCCUUCCAGAGGCUCGACGUAGCGAAAUUAUUUGAAAAUAACGACCUUUAUUCGUCCGUCGAAAAUCAAUCGUUUCGGACAAAGACAGGAAAGCACAGGUUAUUUUCAUACGCGCGUUACUCGUUGCGAUCGCGAGUGGUAACAAAUGGUUUUGGUUGCGCGUGUUAGUAUUCGUGUUAACAAUCGAUAUUCGCGCAAGGAGCAAUCGAAGGCACUUUGGUGACCGCGAGAAUCUCAGCCAGCUUUGAAUUAUUAAUGACUCGAAUCGAUAGAAACCCUUCCCGACGGUCGUCGAUUAUCGUAGCGUUUCUCGGCGCCAAUUUUUAUCGCAUAUAUCAAUCGUAUCCUCGGUACGAUCAAUGCGUUCGCGAAAGCGCGCUAGUACUGUCCCUCGGAUUCUUAUCUACUCCGUUUGAAUUUCACAAAAAGUUUCGCUGAAAAUCCAUCGAAGUCUAAAGGGUUUUUAUAUUAGAUAAUUUUACUUUAAUACGAAGCAGUAGAUGACAUAUUUUUAUAUGGUAUAUACCAUAUAGAGUCGACGACUUCGUUCGUCAGCGUAUAUUCUGUUCGCGUGAUCGCGAAACUAGCAGCAUACGCGUAUCGCAUUUCGAUGCGAAUAAGUUAAAUGCUAAAGAAGGGUGAGAACCCGAGUCGCGACUAAAAGCAUGAAACGACAGGGGUAAGGUUUAUCUCGAGGCUACGAGCGUCGAAUUUGGUCGUUGUCCGAACAAAGGCAAGUGCUUUUUAAAAAGCGAUGUUAGAGACUCGUCUAAUUGUGAGACUGUUCGAUCCGGUAGCACGAGUCGCUGCCGAAACGACGAGGAGCGAGCAAAGAAGACGCGAGACGAAGGAGAAACAAGUAGGAGAAAAAAAUGGGAAGGUGAAUACGCGUGGCUCGGGUACAUCUGUCAAAAGGAGGGAAAAAGAAAGAGGCUCGAGGAAAGAGGUCAAAAGGGAAAAAGGAUAAGGGAAGAAGAGGGAGAGAAAAAAAUGAAAAGGACCGGUAACGAAGGAGCCAGCAAGGCUAGUCACGGGUCCCAUACAAACUUUCCUGUCCAAGUUCCAAGGACCCCGUGGGUCCACCUCGAGGAACCUUUUCUCGAGGAUCCCUCUAUUUAAAUGGCCAGGCGUUUGUUCGCCGGGACUCGUUUCGUUCCAUUGUUCCUGCCUUAUUUUCGAGGCGCGUCCUGAAUGUCCGUAGCCUGUUGGCAAAGGGUAAGCAGUCUUCAAACGUACCCCCGACUUUCUUUACAAUUUGCAAAUUCCCAGUUUCAUUUCGAUCGAUCAUUAACCGAAAACGUCGCUCGCCGCACCCUUUUUGGCCUGCUCGCGUCUGACUUUCGGUUUACUCGUUUGUUCGAAUCGCGAAUAGGGGAUCCACUAUUUGUCCGCCGUCUAUUUAAAUAUCGAGUCAUUUCGAAAGUUCCAUACAACGUUUCUAAACAGCGACGAUCUUUAUAGGCUUCUCUCGUUUAUGUCAUCGCGAAUAAGUAUAAUUCGGUGUUGUCAUCGUUCGGUGAAGAAUAGACUCUUAAAGUCGAAGAUGAACUUUUCAGGGUAAUGAGAAUUAUUGUUGCUCCUAGUCGGAAGCAUAAUUUAAAGAGACACGUUUGUACAUUUCGACUAGCGUUCUGCCACCCCCGUUGAAAAGUACGUUCACGUUGCGUACCAACGGGUGGAAAACAUCGGUUACAAGAAGGUCUCGAAGGGAGCCACGAGCAUGGGAAUGCGAAACAGCAGGGACGACAAAACGGGGGGACAGGUGUGCUCCAAAUAGCGCGGAGGCUCUCUCUUCGGGACACGUUUCCUCUUCGGCUUUCCUAUUCCUGCUCCGAUUCUUCGAUCUCUCUUCCCGUUCCCCUCCCUUAGCUUUCCCUUUGCCGAAAAUCGAGCACGUCAGGAACCUUGAAUGCGCGUUUGAUUGUCCUCGACUGGAUCUUUCUUGCGAUAUCCCCCCCUCCUCGUGUGUCUCUCUUUACUAGCUCGCGCGCGUCCGCUCGUCCAACCUUGUUGGCUCGUACUCUACUCGACCAGACACAGACACGGGAUCAUUUCGAGAGAAACGCCACCGAGCGAAAGGUGGUGGCCGGGGUCAAUCCAAUAUAAAUCAGUACCGAUUCUCUGGACUAAGCCGGGCCGAAGAAGCGGAGGAAGGACGGCUUUAAGGGACGCGAAGGGCAAGAGAAGGUAAGGUAAGGUACGGUAAGAGAAGGGAGAAGAAGAAGGCUGUUCGCUGCGAUGAAUAGACUAUUUUUAGGGGCCGCUCGUUCGCGGCUACGGCACAGUCCGUAUACUCCUUGUGCGUGUGUCUGCGACGUUUUCAAAAGGGAUUAGGUACCAAGUGCCUCACCUGCUUCCCCUCCUCUACCUACCUCUCGCCUUCUCAGCUGACGAACAUCUUUCGUUUCGAAAAGCUCCAACUUCUUGACAACCGCUUCUUUUUGUCUCUUGAGAACGCGAAUUCGUCUACGUCCGCGAUCCUAGAAAACUAGGAAGCUAGAAGCUGCACGAUUCGCGAACCAUACGUUCACGAGAAGUUCGUGAUCGUUUUAAGUUAGUAGCUUCGAUAGAUAUACUAGUGUAAAUAUUUGACUACGAGACGAUGACUUUACCACAUAUUUAUCUCCCUCGGUGCUGGGAAAUAGAGUUGACUCUAUUAAAUUCGCGACAAAUUUCCGUUAAUUGCUGCUUAUUACUCGUCUUCGAACCGGGAAUAAUAAUAAUUUUUCCAACGAUUCGCAGCGUUUUGAUCUUUACGUAUCUCGAUGAUUCCCGAAUUAUUAUCCGUUUAAUGGUACGGGUAAGACUAAAAAUUGAUAUUGUUCGGGUUAACCGAAUAUUUGCAAACAUCGACGCGAAAGAAAUUGUUGAGAAGAUUUUUCAUUAACGAAGCUAGAGAACUCGAAACUUUCGAUCGACGGUAAAAAGGAGAGUACGGACGCGUAGAUAAAAGGGGAAGAUACACGGGUGGCUCUUCCUUCGAUUAAUUCCCAUCCUUGAGAAGCGUGCCUCGGCAAAGUCGUUAAAAACAACUUUUGCGGCAUACAUUACGCAGAAAAAGAGAGAAAAAGGGGUUGUCGGGUGUGCUUGCAAGCAUGUUAAGGAUUUUAACCGUCGCUCUAUUUUGUUCCUUCUCCUCGGUCGAAGGACUCUGCUCGAUCCUGUCUCGUUCUUCGCGGACAGGAACGUAAGAAGGGUUGCGCGCGAGGGACCAGCAAAAUGGAUUAAAGCCGAACGAAGAGGAGGGGACCAAAGGACCCCCUUUUAUUUGGGACGCGAUUCCAAAACGUAUCGCGCGAUGUUGUCCUCGCGCCUAGUACUUUACGAGUUAUAAAAGAGACAGAUAUGGACUAUAUGGAAGGAGCAAACGCGAAGGACUGGAACAAGGUACUUACUGUCGUCGUUUGACACUUGUCGAGAAAAAACACUUUCAUGGAUCGGCAAUCGUAUUCUUCGAAGCAGAAAACGAUCGUGGAUACUUCGUGGUCCCUACGGAUUCGAGGAACGACAGUUCAUUCUCGCCUUAACGACUAUAUCUCUUUCGGAAACAUAGAAGCAGAGGAAACGAAAAGAAACGCGGUAAAACGAUCUUUAGAAAAACGUGACAUUUCUUCCAAGUAUUUGAUAGAUAUCAUUCAGAGCGUUUAACGGACAUUAGCAUCGUCUCCCUUAAAAGACACCGGGCGAUAUAACGAUACGUUUUUAAAGAUUACUCGGGUGUUUAAGAGUAGAGAACCAGUCGAGCGACACGGGCGAAACCUUUAAAACGUUUCGUAUGUUCGAGGUAACCAGUAGGUACUUGGACUAGAACGGGUAAUGGAAAAUGGUAUGCGUUCUCCUUGCAUAAUGACCGACGAUUCGCAUCGCUACGAAUAGAUUUCGAGUAUGCCGGAAAGUCUUUCGGUUAUGAUUUAACUGUUCGUGCACGCUUUCGAUAAAAUUCUCCCCUAUCUAUUCUGCAUCGAGCGUCGGUGUAAAUUUAUCGGAACGGUAUCCGCGUUAAAAAAGUUAUAAGACAAACAUCGUGGUGGCUUAACGUAAAUGUCGCUGGGCGGUUCCGAUUCGAUAAUUAGGUAACAGCGAUCGAUAAAUGUUUGGCGUGGUUGCACCACGCCGCGUCGCUCAGAAAAGGGGACUCGUGGUCCACCUGUGAUCGUUAUCGUUCCAUCUAACGAUCUCCAGCCGACAAAUGGCUACCGUGGAAAAAAGAGUUUCGGGGUCUGCGCGUGUCAUGCGCCAGAGGAAGCAAGUGCACGAGGGGUCCCCGGCGAUAAAAGUUAAAUUGCACCGACGAAUGAUUUACGUUGACCUCUUUAAUGCCAUUUAAAUCCGUGCACAAGUCGGAUACAGGAUUUUAAUUAUCUGGGGUGAAACGCGCGCUCCGUGAAGUUUAUACGAGUACGUUCAAGAUCGGCGAAGGUCAGUCAAACACGAACGUGACUAUACGCGGAAACGAGCGUUGACUCGGUAUCGUUCGUGCGAAGUGCUAGAUAAUUUACACGGUAACAAUUUUGAAAAAGUUCAAAGUUCGAUAGCGGCUAAAAUGGAUAGACGGUCUUUGUGUCGUUGAUAUUGCGCGAUACACGAUGCUUCGUCUCUUUUACGAUCGAAAUUUGUGUCAAGAGAUUCUUUACAAAACGAUUAGUAUAUCGGUUCGAACGAACGACGCGCGCGAACACGGUGCAACGUUUUAACGUGACAGAUCGCGACCAAAUUAAACUGUUCGUGACAUUACGUAUGCGAACGAUUAUAUUUUAUCUUGUCUAUCGUUAAUUUUCGUGUUUCGACUAGUAAUCUUCGCGGAAAAAAAAGAAAAAAUAAGAAGGAAGCUCGAUCGAUCGCGAUAUCAUCGGUGCAAACGAGCGCGUUAUCGAGGGUUGAUCCGUUUCCCACGGUGCGAAUCUUUUAACCGAAUUUCGGUGAUUCCUCUAAUCGCGUGAGCCGAAUGUCGAGAUAGGGUCGCAAAAAAUGACUAGAGAAUACGUUAAGGGGGAAGGUCGGUGAAAUAAACGUAGAUAGUAAUCGUCUGGUUGACGGUGCUUCGAGGACUCGUGGUUUGCGAGACCAGAUGGAGAGCACGCUAGGCGAGUUUCAGCAUAUGGGCAGGUGUAGUACACGUAACCAUUCGGUGGGUCGUAAGCGUACGUGUGCGUGCACGGUGCACAAGAGGUUGACUCGAAAGUACGCGCGUGAAAAAGUGCGCGUUACGAGGCAAGACCGCGUGCACGGCAUGGUAACAGCCUGUAUGCAAAUGAACGCAUUUUCGUACCCACUUCACGAUGCAACGCACUCGCCCCCUCCGAAGAACCGUUGAAAGCGACCGCCACCGCCGUGGUCGAUACUAUCGCUAUCGUUUACGCCGAUAUCGACUGUCCGAGAGUACGUAUACAUAUCCCACGCGGGGUAACAAUCGCUCGCGAGAGGAACUAUCUUCUCGUCCCGUGCACUCGCCGGGCGCAACAUUGACCAGUUUUCUUUCGUUUAAAGGUGAUUACGGCAUAAUGCGUAGAUAGGGAAAACACGAGAUCAUCGCCACAGAGUCCUUUUAGUUGGUAGCGAAGUACGCUGAAGUUCCGUUACUCGACUCCCUUAAAUCGUUCGUUCUUCGAAAGAGAAAGCCAACGGCGCGAACGAACGCAUCGCGAUUCGAAUCGUGAUCACGGAACGAAAUUCAAUCGUCCUAAUCGAAUCAACGAUUACGUGGACCAACGAAUUCACGGUACCGCAGGGUGGAGCGAUUUCUUCGCAUCACCGAUUUCAUUCUUCCUUUCGACUAUUUUCGCCAUAUUUUGUUUCUCACGGGGCAUAGAAAUUUCGUGAACAGUCGUUUAACCGUUCGUCGGGCCAAAGCAAGUGUUAACUCGUGAAACAGACUCAGGUGUACGGGUUUCACCUGUUUCGUUGUUUCCCGUAUGCCGUGACAGGUGCGAUCCUUUGCUUUCGUCAUCGCCUUUCCGCUAUUUCCCUCGUCCUCGUCUUUUUCUUUUCCUCCCCUUUUUUGUCAACGCCCUCGACCCGUUACGUAAUUAGAAGACGGCGUUUAUUUUCGGCAACCCGUACGAUCGACGACCGACGACUCCCCAUAUUCUUUAAAACUUUACGUAAUUUAGUACUUUACGUAAUGGUAGUUUCCUACAAUAAUACGUCCAAAAAGGGUCUCUCUCGCGUUUCGACGCCACGCGAUUCUCUUCUCCGAUCUCCUCGCUUUUUCUGUAUUAAGAGUCGUUUUACACGAUCGAAAAUGCGAUGUACACGCGAGCGAACGUUAGCAAUUUUCUCGAGGUUCGAAAGCGAAUCGAUAAAGUUUGUUGGUCGCGAAUGCAUGUACACCGACAACCAAGAGUUUUCGCUUACUUAGGGAGUUUGCUUUCUGCCUUCACAGAGAUGCUGAAGUGGACGGUUUCGAGAUCGUUGUCGGCGAGCAGCUCGACGCCCCACGGUCCGCCUAACUUGAACAAGGCGGCUCGCAGGCCUUUUCGAGACUUGUCUAACACGCCUCCCGCUGCUGGCACGAAAACUCGUAACGUACCUGCCCAAACUGCCGAGAACACCUUGGCCAGAACUACGCCGGUUCGUCGUAGAAGAUGCAGAAGUCACGGCAGCGAUCUUAGAACGUAUUUUCAGGCCACGAAGCCUAAUCUGCGGGCAAACAAGCGUCAGUCGAUGUCGCAACAGACGGACAAGUCAUCCGUCACGGAGAGCUUUUAUCAAAGCACGCCGAGGGUCGACGCCGAUAUCGGCCCAUUAACGUUUCUAGCAGCGGGCAGCAAAUGUUCCACGGCACUGACUCUGCCAACCGAUCCCGCGCUCUUUAUGAAGAGCAAAACGACCAACUUUCAGAGCGAGAACGAGCUGCCGCAGAAUAUCGUGAACGAGGCCAGGGCGAACCUUCAAUCGCACGUGUCGGACUUUUUUCAACAAAUCUCCAUGGCCACCAGCCCGGAGGACGUGAUGGAGUCCGAUUCCGUUCCGUUAUCGAACAACAGACUGUAUUCUCGAAACGCCGAGCCGAAGCCGAAUUGCGCGAAGAUCUCGUAUUUGCCGAAACUCGCUAGAAUCACUAAAAUUCACGCUCGUUGCAAAACACCGUACCACGGAAAGAGCUGUACGACCGCGAGUCCUUUCAAAGCCCACGGUCACGAUCAGACGCCUUUGGCCGGUAAACUGUCGAAUCUGGCCAUCGACCAAGAUCUACCCAAGUUCGAGAACAUGGACAACACGGUGACGGAAGUGCUCAAUAGAGAACAAGAGGUGAAUUUCAGCGGGAGAACGGUGGCCGAAAUUCUACUGGGAGACGCGGAGGAACGAAAGAAGGUGUUGAAAGGUAAUCGGGAGGAGCAGCAAAGCGAUUCUCGAAUGGAUCGCGCGUACGAGACGAUCGUGGAACGAGAAGAGAACGUCGAAGAGGAAGAGGAGGAAACGACGCUAGCUCACAACGACAGCUCCAUCUCCUCUGCUAGUCAGUUACUGGAGGAUCCGUCUCCGAUGUCCUGGGCAUUCUCCUCUCCUACGAACGAUCUGGACGGGGAAUUCACGUUGAAGAGGCAACGAGGAAUACGAAGGAAACGGCACAGGAAGGACACGGAAAAGAUUUACGACGGGAAGCGAGCAAAGCGACGCUCGUCGAGCCACAGUCCGUCCACUAGCGCAACGUUCGAGAAACGGCGCGACGUAUUGGUCGAGGCCGUGAAUCCGAACGUGAAGAAACUUGCCUUGGAGACCGAUCUGGACUCCGUUUCGGAGGAAAAACCCGCGUUCGCGGCGAAAGCGUUACUCUCGACUCUCGAGGAUCGUAAGGACGAGGACAUCGGCAGAAAGAACGGUACCUGGGAGUCGGACAGUCCGAAAUCGAGCCUCACCGACGACUUUCAAAGUUUGAAAUCGUUUUUAAACUCGAUGUCCAAUACACCGGAAACGCCGUUGGUCGCGACUGUACGUCGAUGUCUCAAGUUCAGCCCGGAAGGCGAUCUUCCGAGACCGAACUGUCAUGGAUCGAUCGAGAUCGAAUACUCCGUCGUCGGUGAACACAUACACGUUCGAGUGAUAAGGUGCAAGGAUCUGAGGAGAGCGUACGAGGGUCCUAUUCACGCGUACGUGAAAGCGAGUCUGAAGAACGCGAACGGCGAGGGAGUGGUGAAGAGGACGGCGGUGCACAGGGCCACGCCGAAUCCCGUCUUCCACGAGACCUUGAUACUGCCCUGCCCGGUGAACAACAACCACUGCAGCAGCAAGCCCACGUCCCUGGACAUCGCUGUCUGGCACAGGGAUCGUCGCGCAAGACGUAGCGAAUUGCUGGGCUGUAUGACGUUGCCUCUACCCCUGUCUCAGGAUAAGGAAGCAACAUGGCACCCUCUCGAAGCAGGAACCGGUCGAAACGCGAGCGCUCCUUAUGCAGGCUUGCCUCAAGACUGCGGAGUGUCGCCACCCUUGUGCAAGGACGGCGAAUCAGAUAAUAAUAAUUCAGGAGCGGAGGACUUGACGUAUCUGAGGCAUCUCGAAUUGGAGCCUAUCGAUCCCUUGACCGGCUUGCCUCUGCAUCCUGGUUUCACAGCCAGGGGUGGUAGGACACCGUGCACCGUCACCAGGAGAUUGAUAAGACAGACCGCGGCCAAUCAGGUUCCAUGGGGUUUCUCGUUAUCUUGGGGCAGACCACCUCGCGUGGAACGCGUGGAUCCUGCCAGCCCGGCGGAACGAUCCGGUCUCAGGCCAGGUGAUCACGUCGUCUUCGUCGACACGACGAACGUCGUGACACGGUCGAGGGAAGAGAUCCUCGGACUGAUUCAAGCCGCCACGAAUCAGCUGAUCCUCGAGAUUUAUCGCAAGGGGAACGUUCACGCGUCGAUGCAUCGGCCUAACUCGAUGAACGUUAGCCUGCACCAACCGAUCGGCGGCGGGCAGCACGCGGUCGCGUUUAACGCCGAGGUGUUUCCGAACCUCGCGCCGGACGCGCCGCCGGAAGAGGAACUGUCGGUGCGCGAGACACGAUAUUGGGGCAUCCUGAAGAGCGGACACGCUCGUUUCAUGGCGCCAUUGGCUGAGAGACGGGACGUCCUUAGCGCCGCGGAUUACCUGAUACUCUUCCAAAACCUCGACGAGCUGCUGAAACUUUCCGAAGAGAUUCGCGACGAGGGUGGCGGGGUGGAGAGCUAUCUGUGUCGGGUAGCCAGGAUCACCGCGGCCUACAGGAGAUACCUGAGCGGAUUGCAACGCGCUUGUUGUCUGUUGGUCGCUCUCAGACGAAAUACCGCUUUCGCGAAGCUGGUCUGCGAGCCAGCCGUUCCUCACAAAAGACGUCCCGAUCUGACGGGCGUUUUGCUCUUGCCUCUAGAACACUACAGAGAGAUGACGAGACUGUUAGGACUGGCGUCGCCAAGGAACUGCCAGCAAGCCAGAGAUCUAGCCCAGGGUUACAGAGAAGCGACGGCCAACGCCGGCGUGAUGGAACCUCCUCGAGAUACCGGAAGGCCUCUGCUCAGCUUGCAAGAGGUCGAAUCGCGACUCGUUUUCGCGAGGUGCAAACCGUUCACUCUGGCUAUGCCCGGCAGACAAUGGCUGUUCGGGGGCGCGCUCGCCAAGGUGGAAGGACGCGCGCGUCUGCAACCAUCUUGGGCCCUGUUGCUCACCGAUCUUCUGGUGUUUGCCCGCGUUUCGAGGGAUCGCGUUCUGUUCGUGACCGAGGAGCCUCUGCGUCUGUCGAACAUCGCCGAGGCUUGUUUCACCGUUCGCAAACGACCGACGGAAUUUCGGCUACAGGUCGCGAUUAAUCCGCCAGGGAACUCGGAGAACGGUCACCUCGAGGUGACCAACAGCGGCGGCUGCAGCCCUCACAGUCGUCCUCGAAGACGGGUUCUUGUCUUGCGAGCUCCUACUCCGGAAUUGAAGGCUGUUUGGCACAAUCUGCUACAACGGCAGAUAAUCUAUGUGAAUACAGGCUAUGGGGGAACACCGAGCCAAGACAGUCCAGAAGAGAGUCCUGUCGCCGGCAGUAAUUUUACCGCGGCUAGAGAACCGACGGAAAGUUCUCAGACCACCAGGGAAUCCCGAAAACCGGACGAGGAGAAGGAGUCCCGUUCGACGGACAGCAUCGACACGAUCAUCAAGAAUUCGAGAGAGAACAAUCAUCUGGCGCAAUGGGUGCGUAACUCUCAUCAAAUCCCUCCACCGGAUCCCGAGGAGACUCCCAUCGAGGAAUGGACGGUCGAAGAAUUGGCGGCGCGAGCUCCCAGAGAAAGCGGCAACGAAUCGAGCACGGUGCCACCGGAAGAGAACACGCAAGCGGAAGAGGUGGUCGUCGAAGUAGUGAAUUCGGAUGCGGAACAGCAAAGCACCGCUUCCAGCGCGAGCCUCAGCACCGUCAAGUCCAAUAGCGUGACGACCAAGAAGAACGGUAGCUACGCGUCUUCCAGAGAAAAUUCGACCGGUUCGAUCAACAUUUGUAGGAGGUGCCACAGAUCAGGUUGCCCUACGCCACCUUUAACCAGAGAUCCGUUCUCUCCGUUGCCUCCAAAGAUUUCGGUGGUGCCGCCUACGCCCGACUUGUGCACCAGGCACAGACUGAGAAACGGACUACACGACAGCCCCGGGAGAAACAGUCCAGGUUAUACUCCGGCCGAUGGAAACACGGAGGAUGGUAGCGAGGACGACCUCGACUGCGACGGCGAGCCGCCUUACAGAGCUCUCAGAAGAUUCGGCACGAUGAGCAGUUUAGAUCAGGACGACGAGCUCGAGGAUCAAGGGGACGACGACAAUCGAGACACCGAGUCGCCGCCCACGGGUUUAAGAGCCUGGACGGCUAGAGCGAGCAGUUACGUGGUCAGUAAAAUGGCUCUGCUCGAACAACUCGGAGAAGGAGUAGGAGGAUAUCUUCUUCAACCGCCCGUGCCUCCGGAGAGAACAGAAUUCUCCUUGGACCCGAACGACGAAGAGGGCACGACGUCUGGAGCGACCUCGGGCGACGACAUCUGGGGAACUCCGACUUCCGGUGGUCCCGACGACGAAAGUUUCACCGCUAGUUCGCCGCCGCCAAACGGUGCAGGCAACGCGGUCGCAUCCGGCGAGGACAAUUAUGGCCUGAACCUGUCGGCGGAGGAUGACGCGGACCAAGAGUCCGAGAACGAAGACUGCAAUUUACCGGAACUGAACAUGGAUCAGUUACUCGGCGGCGGAAGUCUAAGUUCGCUGAGAUGCUUCCUCGGCAGACGGCGACUAGAACCGCUCCCGGAGGAGGAAGAUUCGUCCGGAAGCGGAAAGGAUCAAGUCGGAUGGUGGUGACAACGGUUGCAAACGACGACGUCGAAGAACGUCGGCU